AUGCAGUCUGCAGCUGACGCCUCGUCUCUCACCGCUGCCACAACCACAGCCACAGUCAGUCACAGUGUCACAUGCAGCUUUAGUCACAGGUUCAACCACACCAUAAACACAACCAGCCACAUCCACAACUACAACCACAACCACAUCCACAACUACAAACACAGCCACGGUCACGUCCACAUCCACAACCACAUCCACAACCACAGCCAAGGUCACAUCCAAAACCACAUGAACAACUACAUCCACAACCAUAGCCACAGCCACUGCCACAACUACAACUACAACCACGUCCAGCCACAAUCACAGCAACAACCGCAAUCACCGUCACAGCCACGGUCACAUCAACAGCCAUUCCCACAGCCACAGCCACAAUCACAGCCACUGCCACAACUACAUCCACAGCCACGUCCACUGCCACAGCCACAACAACAACCACAGCCACGGUCACAACCACAAACCACGGUCACAACCACAACUACAACAACAGCCACGGACACAACCACAACUACAACCACAGCCACGGUCACAACCACAAACCACGGUCACAACCACAACUACAACAACAGCCACGGUCACAACCACAACUACAACAACAGCCACGGACACAACCACAACUACAACCACAGCCACGGUCACAACCACAAACCACGGUCACAACCACAACUACAACCACAGCCACGGUCACAACCACAACUACAACAACAGCCACGGUCACAACCACAACUACAACCACAGCCACGGUCACAACCACAAACCACGGUCACAACCACAACUACAACAACAGCCACGGUCACAACCACAACUACAACAACAGCCACGGUCACAACCACAACUACAACCACAGCCACGGUCACAACCACAACCUUCGCCCCGAUUAUGUUUCUAGCUACAGCCACGGUCACAACCACUGCCACAACCACAACCACAACCACAGCCAACCACAGUCGUAGCCACAGCUACAACUGCAACCACAGCUACAGCCACAACGACAAGCACAACCACAUACAGCCACGGCCACAACCACAGCCGCAGCCUCAGCUUCACUCACUCCAUCCCCACCACUUGAACCUGGCUACAUAUGCUUGCAUACCCUCAACUAACUGA
Messenger RNA from Haliotis rufescens (red abalone), 1104 nucleotides. RefSeq names its product GATA zinc finger domain-containing protein 11-like. NCBI's taxonomy places the organism in Eukaryota, Metazoa, Mollusca, Gastropoda, Lepetellida, Haliotidae. The record is from RefSeq and is a predicted model, not a curated record. The transcript is spliced from 3 exons. Bases 1 to 1104 code for a protein of 367 amino acids.